AUGCCAGAAUUCGAACGAUCGAACGCGCGUCCGAUUCAUCCAGACACUCAGUCUGUUCUCAACGAUCUUGAGCCUGAGCCGAGCCCUGAUAACAAUCCAUUCUUCCAUCAAAGCUCGCCCGUACCGGAUCCUGAAGAUGCCGAUUAUACAGACUAUACAGCACUGCUACAGCAAUUGCCCGUAUUCGAGCCAUACGAUCGUCGCGCGAAUACAUCAAGCCCCAUAAGUGAGUCGGGCACAAAAGAUCAGCGCAUAAGCUGGAUGACCAGUGCCGGACAGAGCCGUAAUAGUAGCACGAAGCCCGCAAUCUCUCUUAUACCUUCUGCGUUCGUCAGCAGUCUGACGAACGAUGAGUCAAGGCGGAGUGACCAGCAGCUGUUGCCAGUGCAAGAACACGGUAAAGCAUACGAAGAGGUCAGAAGGUCAAACGCCUUCGUUGCCUCUCUAGGCACUGACUUGCAGGUUACUCUGUUGCCGAAGCUGCGCACCAUCGAGUCCAGCCGCGAUGGCCUGCUAAGCGCGCAGCUAUCUGUUGAGGCGACCGAAAGGCAGCUAGCAUUAGUACGGCAGGGCUUUAGUCAGAGAGUAAAGAAAGCUAGGGACAUCUGCCGAGAUCGUGAGCCGCCGGAUGCAGCUGCAUGGACACGAGUGCAAAAGACUAUUACCAAGUUAGCCGACUCGUUACUGAAGCUUGGGACUGCCGAGAAAGUCUUGCAGUCGCAACAGCGUCGGGUCACCCUUGAACAUGGACAUCUUCGAGAUGCUGUCAACGAUUUAUAUGGAUUGAUCACUGCGGGUGCUAGGUUAGGCGACAGUGAGGCCAGUAUGGAGGACCAAUUGUUUGAGAAUCGUGCAGCUCCUUCGACAUCUCCUCCUGCACCUCCUGCUUCUGUCUUCUCCUUACCGCAUGAUCCGUACGUGUCCGCAGCUCUACGCUAUGACUCAGCGUUAAGUGAGACGAAGCCACCGUCCAAGAUCCGACAUGCUGAUACACCUUCCAUCAAGUCUUCGCGUAAUAGUGGACGGCUCGGGAACGCACAACCUGAGCAAGCAGCCUCUGGUCGAGCACGCCCUGCCAAAGAUAUAUUAGAUACUACACGAUCACGUUCGAAGCUUUUUCCGAAGCUAGCUAAAUCGCAACGACCAGAAUUGGUUUGUUGGGGUGCACAAUUCUCCUUUGAAGGACUCGACGUAGUUGCUGCUCAGGCCGAGACCUGCGACACACUACGUGCCUCCGAAAUGAUCAGAAGCAUUCGCCAGGAUGACCUUCAACCUGAGUUAUCAACACAUAUUGCUGAGAAACCUCCCAAUGAGGAGCAAGGCCCGUCUGACAGUUCCAUGCAAAUUCGGCGUGGAAUGGCUCGAAAGUUCUUAGACAUCAAUGUACCACUGUUUCAUCUCAGCGACCUCAUCUCCAUGUGGGGUUCAAGCAUGUCACAGAAUACAUGGACUGACUUGCAUUGGACAAGACGUUACAGUCAACCCCCAGCGAAAGGAAGGAAAGCUUUGGACGACGUAGUAGGAGAACAUGGUCCAAAGGAAUACGCAGCCUAUAUUCCUCUGUUGACAAGCUUCCUUAGAGGUCUUGAUCUUCAUUCUCACCCAAUUUCAUUGCCACUGAAAAGAGCAGAGUCGAUCCCAAGUCUCUGGGUGGAACCCGACGUGCACCGGUCCCAAUCACCCAGAAGCCAGUCUCUACGUGAAGAGACGGCACGCUAUUCAUCUCUGCGUGUUCCUGCAACCCCAACAACCAGUUCGCCGGAGAAAGCCCAAGACGCUGCAGCUGUGCCUGCAGCAAGAAGUUCAUCUGAAGUGACCGAGAACAGAGAUGGCAAUGCAAAGCAAGUUCAGGACAAUGUUCUCGGAACUACUGACACAGACGAGGCCAAGCCCCGGACAAACGCAGAGACCUUCACGUUGGAUAUCUGCCAGGACUGA
Molecule: messenger RNA, 1938 nt
Organism: Lithohypha guttulata
Lineage: Eukaryota; Fungi; Ascomycota; Eurotiomycetes; Chaetothyriales; Trichomeriaceae
Exons: 2
Coding region: 1-1938 (645 amino acids)
Source: RefSeq, a predicted model, not a curated record